This is a messenger RNA of Penicillium antarcticum, 213 nucleotides long. RefSeq lists its product as uncharacterized. Lineage: Eukaryota; Fungi; Ascomycota; Eurotiomycetes; Eurotiales; Aspergillaceae. The record is from RefSeq and is a predicted model, not a curated record. Bases 1 to 213 code for a protein of 70 amino acids. The transcript has a single exon.
AUGCUAGAUGGUCAAAUCAAGUGCAACUUUGACCCAAAACUGAUUGGGUAUUGGAAGCAAAUGGGUAUGCAAUUUUUGGAACAGGAAGUGAAAGGGCUGGUUCUCGGCUUCGGGGGCACCGAGGUCGAAUGCAAAGCUGAAAAGAUGUAUGAUGACGCGGUCAAAAUCGGGGAUAUGGCACAGGUCGACUGCACAUGGCGCAUUGAAUAUUAG